CUUUUAUACUCUGUCUAGGGCAUGGCGGUUGGUUUCGCUCUCUCUCUCUCUCUCUCUCUCUCUCUCUGUGAUUUAUCCUCAAGACACUACAGAAGUACACUGAAGCCCUAGCCAACGCCCCGCACACUCUCACGCGCUUAGUUUUGAGGUUCCUGUCUUCAACUGCUGCUCUGACACUCAGGAAGUUCACCAAGAAGUUACAAGCUGCGAAAACAUCUGGAGGAUGGCAGCAGAAAUGGAGGGAAGCUCUUCCGGAGGCUGUUUGGAGAAACUGACGAGCUAUGUGCGGACUCGGAAAGGAACCAUCCUGGCCGCUGAAAUAAUCCUCGGUUUCAUCAUCCUUAUCUGCUAUGCCAUGUCUAUAUAUGGAGGGUAUACAGCGGUCGCCAUCUGUGAGACGGUCAUUGCCACCGUCUUCUUCGUUGUCUUCAUGUUGGAGCUGGACAAACAGUUUCGGGUGGUGCACUGGAUCUGGAGCGAUCUCAUCCGCGCUGUAAUCGGUGCAGCACUUUAUCUCAUAACCUCUCUGAUCUGUGUGUUCAGGGGGCAUGGAGACGGGGCUCUCAUCACUGGUGGGGUGUUUGGUCUGGUGGCUGGGGUCUUGUAUGCUUAUGAUGCCUACACGAUUUACUUGGUCCUCAAGAGCAGCAGAGAGAAUACAGCUGCUCCCACAGACACAUUCACAACGGACCCGUAUAUCUUCUCCUCUUCUCUUUGUGCAGUCUGAAUCAAAACAACGUCAUGCGCUGGCGAAGAUAUCACAGUUUGAAACUACUUUCUCACUACAACAUUAACAGCAAGCAAAACAUGCAGAACAAGUCUACAAAUGGCAAAAGGAGUGAAUUCCUGAGAGUUAUCGUGAGAGAUGAAGACCAGAGGAAACGUCACACGGCAAAAGAGGUUCAUGUACAAGGGAUUGAAAAUAAAGGCAUUCAAAGAUUCAUUCCGUCAUCUCGGUCAGGCGGCUUUCAGUAGCACACAUUGUGUGUUGGCUUGGUCGGUUCUCACAACAUUUGAUAACAUCUGAUCAAUCUGACAACAUGAAUACAGUGUUCAGAAGAGCUUCCCAUUCUUUACUAGAGAAAGACACAUUUUGACCAAGUCAUUAUUAGUAAAUUGUGUUGGAGAACUUGAUUUCAUUUAGUCUGGUGCUGUUUUUUUAUAACAUUUCACCUAAUUUUUAGUAACUAUUGAUUGUUCUUGUGUUUUGUGCUUAAAUGGAGUAGUUGUAGUUGUAUAAGGUUAAUCAAAAAGGAUUUAAGUCGGAUGUUUUCAACUCAAUAAAAAUUGUUUUUUAGAAGUCAUAGAGGAUAGAUUUUUUUUCUCCUACUUGAAAACCAUUUAUAACGUAUAAUUAGUUUUUUUUUGUUUUUUACCAUUUAAAACUUAUAUAUACCAGUUAGCUGAAGACAGUUGGCCUGUUUUUCCUCUCAUGUCUGUAUUGUUUUUGCGACCUCACCUCUACCCCAGUGAUUUCCUGAAAACAUUUAUUUGCGAGAUGAUCAGAAAUGCCAUCAAGUCUGUAAAAAAUUAUUAACUCAUGAUACUCUACUCUUUUCAAACAGACAUUUGUUUUAUUCUGUGUUUACAGCACGAGAUUUAAUUAUGUAGGGUGUAUGUCUUUAAAAUGGUGUUGGUGGUAUUUCGAUUACAUUUAAUAAAAUGCUGUUAUAACGUUUCCAACUA
Carassius gibelio (silver crucian carp) is the source of this 1686-nucleotide messenger RNA. Its product is annotated as proteolipid protein 2. Bases 224 to 727 code for a protein of 167 amino acids. Lineage: Eukaryota; Metazoa; Chordata; Actinopteri; Cypriniformes; Cyprinidae. The transcript has 7 exons. Gene Ontology annotation, cellular component: membrane. The record is from RefSeq and is a predicted model, not a curated record.